Oryza brachyantha (malo sina) is the source of this 2340-nucleotide messenger RNA. RefSeq names its product proline-rich receptor-like protein kinase PERK4. Gene Ontology annotation, biological process: protein phosphorylation. Gene Ontology annotation, molecular function: ATP binding; protein kinase activity. Lineage: Eukaryota; Viridiplantae; Streptophyta; Magnoliopsida; Poales; Poaceae. The transcript is spliced from 9 exons. The record is from RefSeq and is a predicted model, not a curated record. Bases 209 to 2029 code for a protein of 606 amino acids.
GAGGUUGGGCAAUGUGACGAAACCAACCCUUUGAAGCCUACUUCCUUUUCCCUCCCCAAUUCUGUUUCAACCCCUUCUGUUCUUUCGCAGAAAGAACAGGGAAAAGGAAGGGGUUCAUCGCGACGAGGGGGAGGCGCACCUUUACAUUCAAGAACAACAGCUGGAAUCGUCUUCAUCAUCAGCUCCGUCUCGACGUCCUGUAUAGAAAAUGGACGAUUCCCCGCUAAAUAACCUGUUUGAUGGAGAUGGAAUGGAUUCACCGACAACCGCGGAUAGCUCUAGCUCCACGGAAUCACCGCCGAGCUCCACGUCCACGUCGUCGUCCCCGCCGUCGUCGUCGCCUCCUUCCAGCCCGCCACCGUCCACGCAGUCGCCCCCACCGACCAAUUCCUCGGGCUCUCCAUCGUCGCCACCUUCCCCUCCGCAGUCGGCGCCACCAGCAGGUGCCGGCGGGUCCCCCCCGUUGCAAGGCUCGCCGCCAGCGACGAAGGCCGUCCCGUCCCCGCCGGCUCCGAAGCAUAGCGGCGACGGUGGCUCCUCCUCGGGGAGCGGGAGCUCCAAGGGAGGAGGCGUCUCGAGUAGCCGUGGCGAGAGCGAAAGCAGCAGCAACGGCGCAACGCCAAUGGCCGGCGUUGUCGCCGGCAUUGUGAUCGGGGUCCUGGCCUUCGGCCUGCUGCUGGCCAUCGUCUCGUGCGUGUGCUGCGCCAAGAAAAAGAAGAAGAGGCCGCCGCAUAUGCACAUGCCGUACUACACCGACGAGAAAGGGAACGUGUACUACGCAAACAGCAUGCCCAAGUGGCAGAACAGCGUGGACCACGGCGGCGGCUGGCACCCGCAGUACUCGCCGGGCCAGCCGCCGACGAGCGGGGAGAUGAGCGGAUCACACGGGACGGGGCCGCUGCCGCCGCCAUCACCGGGCAUGACGCUGGGGUUCUCGAAGAGCUCCUUCUCGUACGACGAGCUGGCGUCGGCGACGGGCGGGUUCUCGUCGGCGAACCUGCUGGGGCAGGGCGGGUUCGGCUACGUGUACAAGGGCGUGCUCCCGGGCAGCGGCAAGGAGGUCGCCGUGAAGCAGCUCAAGUCCGGAAGCGGGCAAGGCGAGCGCGAGUUCCAGGCCGAGGUGGAGAUCAUCAGCCGCGUCCACCACCGCCACCUCGUCUCCCUCGUCGGCUACUGCAUCGCCGGCUCGUCCCAGCGCCUCCUCGUCUACGAGUUCGUCCCCAACGACACCCUCGAGCACCACCUCCACGGGAAGGGCGUGCCGGUGAUGGACUGGCCGGCGAGGCUCGCCAUCGCGCUCGGCUCAGCCAAGGGCCUCGCUUAUCUGCACGAAGAUUGCCAUCCUAGGAUCAUCCACCGUGACAUCAAGGCGGCUAACAUCCUCUUGGACGAGAAUUUCGAGGCUAAGGUUGCGGAUUUCGGGCUUGCCAAGUUGACCACGGACACCAACACGCAUGUCUCCACGCGCGUCAUGGGAACUUUCGGGUAUCUGGCUCCAGAGUACGCGUCGAGCGGCAAGCUGACGGACAAGUCAGACGUGUUCUCGUUCGGCGUCAUGCUGCUCGAGCUGAUCACUGGCCGGCGACCGGUCGACCCAACCAACUACAUGGAGGACAGCUUGGUCGACUGGGCGAGGCCCCUCUUGGCGCGCGCGUUAUCGGAGGGCGGCAGCUUCGACGAGCUGGUUGACCAGCGCCUGGACAACAGGCUCGACGGUUCGGAGCUGGAGCGCAUGGCCGCCUGCGCCGCCGCCGCCGUCCGCCACUCCGCCAAGCGCCGCCCCAAGAUGAAGCAGAUUGUCCGUGCGCUGGAGGGCGACGCGUCGCUGGACGACCUGAACGAAGGGGUGAAGCCCGGGCAGAGCAUGAUGUUCAGCGGGGGGACGGAUUACGACUCCGGCAACUACGCCUCCAACAUUAGCAAGUUCAGGAAGGUGGCUUUCGAGAGCAGCAUCGAGGACAGCAGCGAGUACGGGACCCAGUCCAGCGCCGACUCCGGGGAGCGAGCCCGGCGGCAACAGCAGCGCUAGCCGGUAUUAUAUGAUCCGAGGCAUCGAGCUAGGCAUAUCAUUUCUUCCGUGGGUGCGAAAAUGUGGUGCGCAAUAUGGCGAAUUGAUGGGAACCCAGGGGGGCGUGCUGUGUGUUGGGGGGAUACGGUUAUGCAAAUUUGCAUACCGAGUGUUUCGUCUGACCGCUUUGUUGUUUGUAUUAUAUUGCGAUUUACUGGUGUAUCCGAUGUAUUCCUGUGUAAUGUGCUAUUCUUGAAUGACAAAACUUGAUACGGGAUACUUUAAAAACGUGGCUUUUGUUGAAGGAUAGCGUAAAAAUGUGGGUUUGAAUG